This is a messenger RNA of Anopheles coustani, 1605 nucleotides long. RefSeq lists its product as uncharacterized. Gene Ontology annotation, biological process: regulation of DNA-templated transcription. Lineage: Eukaryota; Metazoa; Arthropoda; Insecta; Diptera; Culicidae. The coding region runs from base 1 to 1605 and encodes 534 amino acids. The transcript is spliced from 10 exons. The record is from RefSeq and is a predicted model, not a curated record. Gene Ontology annotation, molecular function: protein binding.
AUGGUGAUGUCACUGUACCGGACUAUCAAAGGCCACACGGGGACGUACAAGCGGAGGAAGAACCGCGAACUUGAAAGAAGCUUGGGAUCCCUAGAGGCCACACUGCCGCGUGAAAUGGUGUCACGACGCAAAAUACUGUCCCGCUCGCGGGACGACCUCAAUCUAGAUCAGUCCUACAUCACACAGGAAGAGGAAGAGGACGUCUGGUAUCAGAAGGAAAAACUCUACAAGGAACACAUUCAGGAAGUGCUGGAUAAAUGGACACAGAUCGACGACGAAAUCUGGGCCAAAGUGAUCGUCUUCGAGCGGAAUCGGCGGGUGGCCAAGGCGUACGCCCGCGCACCGGUCCUGACGAUCAACGGUUCCGACGAUGGAUUUGAUGGAAUGAGAAUUGGCCUUUGCGGCUUUGACAAUCCGAUGCGCGAUCACAAAACCGAAGAAGUCAAACGGCACGUAGGACAGGGUGUAAAGAUCAAGAUGGACGACGCAGGGAACAUUCUCAUCAGACGCUACUCGAAGAGCAACGUGUACGUGAAGAGCACGGCCAACCAACCGAACGAAGAGACGGCCAUCGGAGCGGACAUCCUCAAGCUGCCCGGCCAGGCGAUAGAGAGUGAGAAGAUCGUGAAGCUGUUCGACAUGAAGAAGUUCCAGUCCAAUGUGAACCGCGAGCUGCGCCGUGCCUAUCCGGACCGCAGACGGCUCGAGACGCAGUGUCUGUCGGCGAUCGCGUUCGUCAAGUCGGAGAACGACAUCCUGGACUGCCCGGUCUGGGUGCUGAUCAUCAAUGUGGUUGCAAUGGAUAUGCUGAAGAGUAAACUACCUCCCGCCUUUUUCCUUCCCCCUGCGCGCCUGCCGUCCUCCAUCUACGGUGCAGUUCAACGUCCGGUUGACAUUAAGAACCGUCCAAGAAUCCCCAUCCCGGACGAAGAUCCGUACAGUGUGGCCGGCAACGGUGGCGGCAGCUCCGGUAGUUCCGGUUUCGGGGCCAGCGGGUCCGGUCUGGUUGCGGCGAGCCGCGAGCACUUGAUCCAGCAGCCGCAACCGAUGGGCGGCCAGCGGCGCAGCGAGAAACCGCCGAAACUACCUCCACGGGACAAUCUGUACGCGACGCACGAAAUUGGCAAGCCGGAUUAUGAUGACAUCGAGGAUGAAAACCGCGUCAAGCUACAGCGAGGCAAAUCAGAUAAGGGCAAAGAUAAUAAGAAAUACGAUGAUCCGUACUACUGUGGACUGCGGGCCCGAGUGCCGAACUUUGUGAAGUCGUCCAAGUCGGCGAAGGAGAACAACAACAACGGCCCGAACGCGGCCGUCGGUGGUGGCAGCAAGGAAACGGUGGCCUCGAAGCGCCUCUCGAUCGCGCACCUGCAGCACCCGGCGUCGCUGCAGUCGCUGCACCAGCUGCACCAGAUGCACCCCCAUCACAACCUGAUGGCCGCCCACCAGCACCACCAGCAGCUGAUGUGGCACGCCCGGAGCUACGAGAGUGGCAUUGAUACGGACGUGGUCGAGUCACCCUAUAGUCACAUGUACGGCCGCGUACCACUGCCGACCCGGGGCUACAUACCGGCUCCGAGGGCCAUGUACAUCGGCGAGUGGGACUAA